Messenger RNA from Moneuplotes crassus, 1490 nucleotides. NCBI's taxonomy places the organism in Eukaryota, Ciliophora, Spirotrichea, Euplotida, Euplotidae. The record is from the annotation of a GenBank genome assembly.
UGACUAUUCUAAAAAAUUAUGAUAGUUCAUUCUAUAUUUUAACUACAGAUGAAACCAGAGAAGAAAUUAUAUUCAAAGAAUGCCUCAGGAGAGCUUAAUCACAGUAGUGAGACAAGAAAGUAUCACAGCUUUUUGAAUCAGAAACUUGAAUCUAAUUUAAGCACUUCAGAUGAUAUAAACUUACUUUUUAGUAUGUAUUAUGAUACUGAAAGCAAGUACAAACCUCAAGAAGCAUCAGUCAGAAUGCUAAAAACUCGAGAGAAUUCAAAGCAAAACCUUGAUAAGCAUCUAGGACUUUAUGUUAUGAAUAGCACAAGAAGUCAAGACACUGAUCAAAUUGAAAAGGACUUGCUACCAAAGUUGGGUAUGAACCCUCCAAUUUUGAGGAAAAAGUCAGGCUAUAUCUCUCAGAAGUACAUUCGCAAGAGAGUUCAGGAGCAAUCUCAAGAACUCCUGAAGAACCCUUCAAUGCUUAUUACAAAAUGCAAAUAAAAAUAAAAGAGAAAAAACAACCAAUAACCAGAAACCCCCACCAGCUAAGAACAGCUUCAAGAAUGCAUUGAUCAAAACAGAAGAUUGGUCUCUUGUGAAAGAGUUCACUUAUGCUCCAAUAAGACCCAAAGAAAUCUUGAUGGGGAGGUCAGACUCAAAGAUGAUGAUUCAAGACCCAAGUCUUGACAAAGAUUUAGAAAUUGCUCACAUUAAUUAUGCUUGCACAGGCAGAGGAGAUAGACGUUAUAACCUGAAUUCAGUCAGGAACAUUAAUACAAAGCUGGAUGAGUCAUCCAAGCCAAAGAAUAAAAUGCUUAAGGACAACAUCUUCUUUAAUUUGGAGGCAGUUGAAAACGAUUUUACAAGAAAGACGUUCAGUAAGGAAUUGCAAGUCAUCAAAUGUAUCGAUCAAAAGUUAAAGAAGAAGUCGAAGAUUCAUAAAUGGAAGAUUGAUUUUAAGGACAGACUAAAUAGGGGUUCUGAUCUAAAUAGAAAACGGUCGAGAUAUGAGAUAAACAAUCUGAAUAAAGCUCUAGUCAAUAAGAUAAAAACAACAAAGGCUGAGAAAACUUUAAAAACAUUCAACAGGAUACACAAUAGUGUAGAUGAGGGAGUAAAACUAAAGAAAUCAAUAUUCGAAGGCGUUUGAAAAGAAUAUAAUAACUCUUUUGCUACUAAUUGGAUCGAAAAGAACAGAAAAAGGUUUGAAGUUAAGAAAGACAAUCUAACAACUGAUGAGAAAUACAAAGCAAUGCCAAAGCAAAAGGUAACUCCGCCUUAAUUUUAGAUUGUGAAUGGAUAUCGUUCAAUUUUGAAAUCACUGAAUCUGAAAUCAAGAGGAGGCCCUGAAAAGCUAUACAAAAGAAUUAUUGAGGAUAACAAUGAAGUUUCUCCAGAAUCUUCUCCAAAAAUUCAGAAAGUAUUUGACCAAGCUUUGCUUAAUCGAGAAAAAUGGAAAUCAACUUUUGGACAUAAAUUGCAUUGGUUUGAUAAAGUUG